AUGAAGCGAACAGGGCGGAUCUCCAGAUUCCAGACGAGCGUAAUCACGACGAGGGACCUAUCGGAAUCAACCACCGAUGACGAGUCGCCUCGCCCCAGCUUUUCGCAGCCCAAGUUGAUGACACAGUGCAUCUCCGGCACUUGGGGAACCACGUACCUUACUGAGCAGAUCUCCAAUCUCACUCAGUGUUUCUACCACCGAGAAGCCCAGGAGAUGUCGUGAUGGCGUCUACCUCGGACCUCGAGCCGCCUCCCACCCCGCAUUUGCGGGGAUACCCUCAUGGCUGCCCGGUCACGCCAUCGGCAUAAGUCCUCUCACUCCGGCCGUGGCUCGCCUUCGGCCCUUGCGCCGCCUCCAUGUCUCUUGGUCGUUCCAUCAUCGACUGGUCACCGACGCACGUACCAACUUUGGAGACACUCGAUAACUGCUUACCGCCGGCGUUGUGGCCCCGGCUUCCGGCCAGUCAAGCCAUCCCGCAAUCACAUCAUCGCGCUCCAGUAUUGCUUCAUCAGCUAAACAGCGGGCAUCCGAGUUAAAUCAUCUUUUCCAACGCGACAAAUUCGCCGAUAACGCAGCAUCGGCAUCGACGGCUCAUCGCACUUCCAUGGGCGAGGAUCAUAUCCUCCGACGAUCCGUACCUUUUCUCCUGCGCAUCCGCGUCGUUUCCGCCCCCCUGUGCGUCUCUUCGGUCAGCCUUCAUGCCAUGCCAGGCGAGCGAGUUUUCAGCUGAGUCGUGUCCUCCUCCCUUACUGCAUACAAAUGAUCAUCUGAUGAACCAUCCCAUCACACGCUAAUGCCUCUCCGCACCCGUUAUGUGCAUGUUGCAGAGCGCAUUGCUCGGAGCUUUGGCGUUCAAGACAGGUUUCCGUAUGGGGGUAGCCUGGACAUCUAGCCCCGAACAUCCCGCCGACAGACUCACGGCCACACACGGCACACACGGUACAAGUGUGACCGCCAAGCGAAUGAUUGUCACCCUCCCUCAUCUUUUUUCGUUGGAGCUGUGCAGCUGCAAAGGCUGCAACGAGCCCGCCCAGGCCAACCCUCAAAUCACAUCUCAUCCUGCCGAGCUGAGACAUUGCUAGGGGGGUCUCCCUGCUCUCCAAAUCACAACGUCACGUUUACUGACGCACCAACCAACAACGAACAACAAAUCAACCUUCCCUCGUCGAGAAGGCUGACAAGAUAUGCGUCAAACCAGCAUAUCAGUCCAAUGUGGUGGGAAAAAGGCGUCCUGCAAUGCGGUCAAGCGCCCUGGACCCUGCCCGCUCACCGUGUGCUGACCAACCUUGCCUCUCUUCUCGCUCACCACACAUAUACGACUGGUAAGUCAAAAGCCGUAUUACCUCAAGAGUCCACCACACUUCAGAAAGUGAACCCGUGAAUCGGUCGUCGGUGCCUGCGAUCGAUGAUCGGCCAGAACAUCGAACCGCCCGCCCGCCCAACUAGUUAUCCCUUCCCUCUCUUUGGCACCUGAUUGAUAUAGAUGAGGGAGAGCCGCAGUCAUCCAUCCCCAGGUCAACAACCAUCGAGUACCUGUAAGUAUCUGAUAACAGCAUGAUAGCCGCAAGCAGCCAGCCUCCUACCCACCCACCAUCCCUCUUCCCAUGGGGCCAGCCCCCCCCCCCCCCUGUUUUCCCCAGAUCUUGUCCCGCCCCUUGGGGUGAUGAAUCAAGGUCUCGAAUGUCCUCACCUGACCAUCGUCGCGUUUCGCCGCUGUCUCUUGGCAUCCCGCCCGAAGCCCACGGGAUCACACGACUCCACGGCAUCCGCAAGGCUACCUCAACCUCUUUUGGCUCCUGUCAACGUGGCAUCUCACCACACACU
Molecule: messenger RNA, 1824 nt
Organism: Colletotrichum destructivum
Lineage: Eukaryota; Fungi; Ascomycota; Sordariomycetes; Glomerellales; Glomerellaceae
Exons: 1
Coding region: 1-222 (73 amino acids)
Source: RefSeq, a predicted model, not a curated record